This is a messenger RNA of Lates calcarifer (barramundi perch), 1501 nucleotides long. RefSeq names its product makorin, ring finger protein, 2 (gene mkrn2). Gene Ontology annotation, molecular function: ubiquitin protein ligase activity; metal ion binding. The record is from RefSeq and is a predicted model, not a curated record. The transcript is spliced from 10 exons. The coding region runs from base 122 to 1351 and encodes 409 amino acids. Gene Ontology annotation, biological process: protein polyubiquitination. Lineage: Eukaryota; Metazoa; Chordata; Actinopteri; Centropomidae.
GUCAGAUAAAGCUCAUAGGAACCUUCGUGCUGUGACUGCGGGUCUCAGUCGGAACGGUUUGAGCGGGACACCGACGUGGAAACUCUAAAGCAUCCGCUGUAGCUGAAGCUCCGCGAGGAAGAUGAGCACCAAACAGGUGACCUGCAGGUACUUCCUCCACGGUGUGUGCAGAGAGGGCAGCCGCUGUCUGUUCUCCCACGACCUGAACAACAGCAAACCCUCCACCAUCUGCAAGUUCUACCAAAGAGGGACGUGUGCCUAUGGAGAGCGCUGCAGGUACGACCACAUCAAACCUCCAUCCAGAGGUGGUGGGGGAGGAGCUUCUCAGGAUCAGACAGGUGGAGGAGGAACUGGAGGUGGAGCUUCAGUCAGAGGAGGAGUGAAGAAGAACCUGGUCCUGAGGGACAGAGGUGCAGACAGGAUGUUCAGGGCUCCAGCUGACGGUCUGUGGUCAGAGGUCGCAGCAGCAGCAGCAGCUCCUCAGUCGUACGUGGAGGCCAUCAGGACGGGGCUGGACGCUUCAGCACAGCAACAAGCUGCUCCUCCUGUGGGCGGGGCCUCCCAGAACCUCCCCCAGCUGUGUCCCUACGCCGCCGUUGGACACUGUUACUACGAGGACAGUUGUACGUAUCUCCAUGGCGACCUGUGUGAGGUGUGCGGGCUGCAGGUGCUCCACCCCCACGACCCCGAGCAGAGGAGAGCGCACGAGAAGAUGUGUCUGCUGGCCUUUGAGGCUGACAUGGAGAAGGCGUUUGCAGCUCAGCUCAGUCAGGACAAGGUGUGCUCCAUCUGUAUGGAGGUGGUGGUGCAGAAGGCGAACCCAUCAGACCGCAGAUUUGGGAUCCUGUCCUCCUGCUGUCACACCUUCUGUCUGGCCUGCAUCAGGAAGUGGCGCUGCACCAGGAACUUCAGCAACAUGAUCAUCAAGUCGUGUCCGGAGUGUCGAGUCGUCUCAGAGUUCGUCAUCCCCUCCGUUUACUGGGUGGAGGACCAGGACGACAAAGACCACCUCGUAGAUCUGUUCAAGUCUGGAGUCAGUAAAAAGGCCUGUAAGUACUUUGAUCAGGGUCGCGGUUCGUGUCCCUUCGGAGGGAAGUGUCUGUAUCUUCACGCCUUCCCGGACGGAACCCGAGCAGAACCGGACCGGCCACGGAAACAGCUGAGCUCCGAGGGAAACGUCCGGUUCAUGAACAGCGUCCGUCUGUGGGACUUCAUCGAGGAGCGUGAGCAGCGCUCGGCCCCGCCCCUGCCAUCCCUCGAUGAUGACAUCACAGAGCUGAGGGAGCUCUUCAUGCAGAUGUCUGGUCCGAGCCACGAUGGGCUGGAGACCCCGCCCGCCGCGGACCAGUAGAGACCGGCCCGAGUCCUCUGGUCUCCAUGGUAACGGGUCAGGAUUGUCAGUGGAGAAUGAAACCAUGUGAUCACUCUGCAGCUCUGUGGUGUGUUGGCUAAUUGAUUAUUUAUGGUGUAAAUAAGUAAAUACAGAGUAAGUGUGAAGUCA